Molecule: messenger RNA, 1221 nt
Organism: Pollicipes pollicipes
Lineage: Eukaryota; Metazoa; Arthropoda; Thecostraca; Pollicipedomorpha; Pollicipedidae
Product: TATA-binding protein-associated factor 2N
Exons: 11
Coding region: 196-1221 (341 amino acids)
Biological process (GO): regulation of telomere maintenance
Cellular component (GO): nucleus
Source: RefSeq, a predicted model, not a curated record
GCCCCGCCGCCGGCCGUCGGCGGCGCCGCGCCGGUCCGGCUCACCCCUAAGGAACAGGAGGAGAUCCGCCAGUUGCAGAGGGCCGACCAGCUGUUUGACAAGCAGUUCAAGUCCUGGGAAGAGCAGUUCAACAACUGGAAGGAAGAGAACAGGGGACAUGCGGACAAGUCCCAGCUAAAGGACUACGAGGAGGAGAUGCUGCAGAUGAAGAACAAGCUGCUGCAGCGGCGUGACCACCUGCGCCGCCGGCUGGCGCAGAAGCUGGCCAAGGCGCGCGGCGAGACGCCGCCACCCGACCUGCCGGCCCCGGAGCCGGGCUGGCCCCGCCGGCCAGUUGGCGAGAGGACGCCGAGCUCUGUCGGCACGCCGGACGAGCCCGGCUCGCGCGGCCGGCCUGGCGACGACUACGGCUCCGGCUACGGUGCGGACUACGGCGGCCGCGAGGACGGCGGCGACGGCUUUGGCAGGGGUGGCUACGAAGAAGCCAGCGAAGACUACGGCCCGCGUCGUGGCGGCUACGGCGCACGCGGCCGCGGACGUGGCGAGCCCCCGUCCGGCUACGGCGGUGGGUACGGCCGUGACCGGGGCGGCUACACCGGCGGCGGCGGCGGCUACAACGGCGACGACCCGUACGACCCGACAGAGAUGGAAGGCGGAGAGGGCGGCGAGGAAGCAUGGGCUGGCUACGGACAGAGCUACGAUGAGUGGGACGAAUAUGCAGACCAGGGAGGUCACGGCCAGGAGCAGGGCGGGGAUGACUGGCAGGAGGCGGGUUACGCGGCACGGCAGCAUGGCGGCUACCGGUACGGACGCGCCAGCGGCGGCCACCGCGGGGACGAUUCACACGCGGUCAUCGACUACGGCCACCAGAACGCCCUGGAAGUCGUCUCAAAGUUCGAAGAGGUGACUCAACGGGCCACGCCGCCGGAGGAGCACGGCUGGGAGCCGGAGUACCCGACGGUCAGCAUCGCCGACCUGCUGCGGCCGCCCGGCCGGCUGACGCGGCCCACUAACCUGGUGAUCGUGCUACGCGGCCCGCCCGGCUCCGGAAAAACAUACACGGCCAAGCUGAUCAAGGACCAGGAGGUGGCCAACAAGGGCAGUGCCCCUCGCAUCCUCUCGCUGGACGACUACUUCUGCACGGAGAAGGAGAAGGCUGUCAGGGACCCGGUCACAGGGAGGUCCGUCACCAAGAAGAUCAGUUACGCGAACUGUAGCUGA